UAAGAGAGUGGCAAAAGAGAUCAGUAGAUCUCUCGAGUUGCGGGCUGUGGCAACGGCCGUGGGAGUAGCAGCAAUAGUCCUCGAGGGUAUUGAAGCCGUCUUCAUGUCGUCGUCGACCCAAUGGCACCACCAAAUACAUCCCCUGCUCCGCCGCCACAGCUUCCCCUUGCUCCUCCUCCCCAUCCUCCUCCUCGUUGCCGCCCUCCUCUUCUCUCCCUCCGCCCCCAAUCGCUUCAUCUCCUCCUUCGGGUAUUUCUCGCCGGAGGUGGCCGACACCGACAUCUGGAGCGCGCGCCGGGUCGUGGAUUGGAGGCCGUGCGUUUGGUGGAAGAAUGCUUCCUUACCUGCUCUGCCCACGAAGACCAACGGCUACAUCCGGGUGGAUUGCUACGGCGGCCUCAAUCAGAUGAGACGCGAUUUCUGCGAUGGCAUUGGGAUAGCUCGGAUCCUAAAUGCGACUCUAGUCUUGCCCAAGUUUGAGGUGGCGGCUUACUGGAAUGAGUCGAGUGGCUUCGCCGAUGUGUUUGAUGUAGACUACUUUAUUCAACAAACGCAAGGUUUCGUGGAAGUUGUGAAAGAGUUGCCAGAGGAAAUCACAUCGAGAGAACCCUUUAGGGUGGAUUGCAGCAAACGCAAAGGCCAAUUUGAUUAUGUUGAAGGAGUGCUCCCUGCUCUGCUGGAACAUCGCUAUAUAUCUCUAACGCCAGCUAUGAGCCAGAGAAGAGAUAGGUAUCCAUUAUAUGCUAAGGCUGCCCUUUGUCAAGGGUGUUACAAUGCGCUGCGCCUUAAUAAGGCCUUGGAGGCUAAAGGUUCCGAGCUCUUCAAGGCAAUACCAAAACCCUUCCUCACCUUACACCUCAGAUUUGAACCUGACAUGGUGGCCUACAGUAAAUGUGACUACCCUGGACUCUCUUCGGCAUCCUUGGCCGCUAUCGAAGCAGCACGAGGGGAUAGAAAAUCAUGGACCGGUGAUGCUGCACGCAGUUGGAGGAAUCGUGGGAAAUGCCCUCUGACUCCAAAAGAAACAGCAUUCAUCCUCCAAUCUCUUAAAAUCCCUACAAACACAACAAUCUAUUUGGCAGCUGGAGAUGGUCUCCUCGAGAUGGAAGGCUUCACAUCAGUUUACACCAAUGUCUACACUAAAUCUUCCCUCUUAAACAGCAAAGAUUUUAAUCUCAUGCACGGCAACACGAAAGCUGCCCUGGAUUACUAUGUUUCGAUCAACAGCAACGCAUACAUUGCGACUUAUUUUGGAAAUAUGGACAAGAUGGUAUCAGCAAUGAGAGCAGCAAAUGUACAUUACAGAACGUUGGCUUUGAGCAGGAGGGCUUUUGCAAAUCUUACAGCACUUGGGCUGGAAGGGGUGGAGUUGGUUGAUGCUUUGUGGAAGUCUCACAGAGAAGAUUUUGUGAUGGGGAGGGGCACUGCUUUGCCUGAUUGUUUUUGUGAAUCUACUUUGUGAUACUUUUCACUCAUGUGCUUAUGAUAUUUGGAUCUGUAAUUUUAACAAGUUCUUUUUCUUAUAUUUAGGACAAGAGAACAUUUCGAGGCAAAUUUUUUUGCUCGUCAUGGCUGGGUAUCAAAAUGUUCAACAACACUCAAGAAAACAGCUUUACUGAGGUAUUCCUGUCA
Molecule: messenger RNA, 1632 nt
Organism: Musa acuminata AAA Group (dessert banana)
Lineage: Eukaryota; Viridiplantae; Streptophyta; Magnoliopsida; Zingiberales; Musaceae
Product: O-fucosyltransferase 13
Exons: 6
Coding region: 104-1462 (452 amino acids)
Cellular component (GO): cytoplasm
Source: RefSeq, a predicted model, not a curated record